Messenger RNA from Folsomia candida, 2596 nucleotides. Its product is annotated as spermatogenesis-associated protein 20. The transcript is spliced from 11 exons. Bases 146 to 2485 code for a protein of 779 amino acids. Gene Ontology annotation, biological process: carbohydrate metabolic process. NCBI's taxonomy places the organism in Eukaryota, Metazoa, Arthropoda, Collembola, Entomobryomorpha, Isotomidae. The record is from RefSeq and is a predicted model, not a curated record.
AUUUUCUUGCCUGUGUUUUUGUGUUACUUUCUCCGAAUUAUUUUUAGAUAAAAAUCUAACUUAAAAAAUUGUUAACAGCAGCUGGAAAAUCUCCUUUUGGACUGGGAACUUGUCCUAAAAACGACCUUGAAACCUAUCAGCGCAGAUGAACAGCCGAAAAUCAUUUGCAAUCGCUAGAUUUAGUAAAUAUUCCAACUUUAAGAACAACAGUCUUUUUACUUCGUGUGGUACAAUAAUCAAAUUACAACAAAGAACAAUGGCAUCUUCAUCAACGCCGAAAAAUGAAUCAAAAUCUGCUAAAAAUCGUCUUCAGCACGAAAAGUCGCCUUACCUCCUCCAACAUCAGUCCAACCCAGUGAACUGGUAUCCCUGGUCGAAUGAGGCUUUCGAGUUGGCAAAAUCAUCCAACAAACCUAUUUUCCUCAGUGUUGGCUACUCGACGUGUCACUGGUGUCACGUCAUGGAAAGAGAGUCAUUUCAAGACAAUCUCAUCGCCAAAGUCAUGAACGAGAAGUUUAUCAACAUUAAAAUGGACAGAGAAGAAAGGCCAGACGUUGAUAAGAUAUACAUGACCUUUGUCCAAGCAAUUAGUGGGUCUGGAGGUUGGCCAAUGAGUGUUUGGAUGACUCCUAAUUUAAGACCCUUUUACGGGGGAACCUACUAUCCACCCGACGAUCGCUACUAUGGCCGACCCGGCUUUAGAUCAAUUUUAGAAACAAUUUCAGAUCAGUGGGUUGAAGACCAGGAAAAAUGUGAAAAUUCCGCAACAAAAAUAUUGGACGUUUUAAACCGAGCAGCUAAUUUGCCAACUGGUGAGACGAUUACGAAUGGCCAACCUGCUGCAAGCAGAUGCCUCCAACAGCUAACACGUUCAUACGAACCAAGUUUUGGAGGAUUUUCUGAACACCCAAAGUUUCCACAGCCGGUUAACCUUCAUUUCUUAAUGGACUGGGCUAUGAAAAACCCAAAUGAUCCAACUAGGUUUUCCGUUAUCAAAAUGGUAGAAACUACACUAAAAGAAAUGGCCAAGGGUGGAAUUCACGAUCAUAUUGGGCAGGGGUUUGCACGAUACUCGACUGAUAAAAAGUGGUUUGUUCCCCAUUUUGAGAAAAUGUUGUACGAUCAAGCUCAACUAGCUGUGGCUUAUUCAAAUGCCUACCUUUUAACAAAAGAUGAGUUUUAUACAACGAUCGUUCGUGAUAUUCUUAGUUAUGUUGGUAGGGAUUUAACCCACCCAGAAGAAAAUGGAAUAUAUUCGGCUGAAGAUGCGGAUUCAAAGUUUUCAUUUGAUUCAGUAGAAAAGAAAGAAGGUGCGUUCUACGUAUUCACAGAUUCUGAGAUCGAAGAGAUACUUGGAAAGAAUAAACAAUUGUCAAACGGAAAGGCACGAGUGGCUGAUGUCUUCAGGAUUCGUUAUGGCAUAAAACCAAAUGGAAACGUCGAUCCCUUAAGUGAUCCACAUGACGAAUUGAAGCAGCAGAAUGUUCUCUUCGAAGCAAUGACAAUUCCAAACAUUGCCAAGAAAUUUGAUGUAUCAGAGGCUGAAAUUUCCAAUGUUCUUGAUGAGGCUAAAACAGUCUUAUUCAACUACAGAAACAUUAAUAGACCCCGACCUGGUUUAGACACGAAAUUUGUCACGAGUUGGAAUGGUUUGAUGAUAACAGGUUACGCCAAGGCAGGAAUGGCACUGCAGUCACAGGAAUAUAUUGAUCGAGGCGUCAAAGCCAUGGAAUUUUUAGUCAAAUAUGUCUUUACAACUGAUAAGAAUGGAAAAUUUGAUCUUCUCCGAUCAUGCUAUCGGGAUGAACAAAACCAGGGAGUUUGUAAUCUUCAAACACCAAUAUUUGGAUGUGUGGAUGACUUUGCCAAUCUUGUUGCUGCGUCUAUCGAUUUAUACCAUGCUACUUGCGACCUGAAAUAUUUGAAGCAAGCGAUUCAGUUGCAACAACGACAAGACGAGUUAUUUUGGGAUGAUGCAGUAGGAGGAUAUUUCACAAGUAGAGCCGGUGAUGAAUCAGUCAUUAUCAGAAUGAAGGAUGAUGACGAUGGUGCAGAACCUUCGUCUAACUCUACAUCUGUCAUCAAUUUAAUUCGCCUUAAUUCAUUUCUUCAAGACGCGUCAUACUCGUCAAAGAUAGAAAAAUUAUUCAAACAAUUUUCCGAUAGAAUUUCAAAAGUCCCAAUUACCCUUCCCGUAAUGACGUCAGCUCUGACAACCAACACCAAAGGGGCACACACUAUUGUAUACAACGCUGAUGACGCCUCAACGAAAGAAUCUAUUCGGAAACAAUUGCUUCCUUUGGGCACAGCGUUAAUUGGAUUGGAAUCUAAAAAUCACGAGGAGAUAUCUCAGCUACUUCCAUAUGCCAAAAUUUCACUAACAAAAGACAUCACUGGAAGAAAAUUUUGUAUUUUCUCAAAAGGACAAGAUUCCCCAAAUGAGACGAUUUCAUCCUUGGACGAACUGGAUAAACUGUGGGUGUAGUGCAAUAAUCAGGCAUAAUAUAAUGUUCCACAAAGAAUUUUACAGCUACACAUCUGUUUCUAAACCCUAUUGUUUUAAAUAAAAUGUACGUAACAUAAUAUUUGACUUAAA